CCGCAUGUGUCGCCGAGGGGUCAUCUUCGACGUACAUUAUCCUCAAUUAUACCAAUUCAUUGUGAAUCAUCCAUUCAUAUAUCUGUGCCUCCUUUGCUCGUUUCUACCUGUCUGCUGAUCUAGAUGCCUGGAAGCAAUUCAGCCUCUCUGGACUGCAUCUAGAAGAUGACCAUCUCCGCGCCAUAGACGACCGACGAUUCCUUUUCACGUACCACGUUCUGCCGUCGAUCCGACGAGAGAGAUCAUUCCCGGCCCUGCUCACUCAAAGCCAUCCUACUUCGCACUUGACCUAGUACCUCAUAUUUGCAGUUAUGGAUGGCAGCGCUUCUCAGCGACCUCAGCAGCCUGCGCUGCAACAGCAAGCCUCCUUGAUCCGUCCCGAACAAGUGCAAAGACUCCCUCAGCUCAACGUGGCACAAAAGCAGCAAUUUGAGCAGGGCGUCAAAAGAUAUUGGGAGGUGUUGAACUCAACCCCGCAGGGAGAUCCCAAGUACAAUGAAGCGUACCAAGGUUUGGUUCGCACCUCUGCCCAAUUGAUGGCCGGCAUGAAACAGUGGCAGCAGAACGCCAAGCAGAGACAACUGGCUGCCCAACAGCAACAACAGCAACAGCAACACCGGGAACAGCAGCAACAGCAACAACAGGCCGCAGCCCAACAACAGCAACAGCAAGCCGCGGCACAGCAGCAACAACAACAGGCCGCACAACAAGCCGCGCAACAGGCGCAAGCACAAGCGCAGCCGCAAGCCCAGAAGCAGCAACCUCAGGCUGCUCAAGUGCAAGGUGCUACAGGCCAGAGUGGAAACAGCAGCGUGCAAUUCAACCAACUCAUGCCUGAGAUUCAACGAAAAGUGAACGAACAACACUUUUACUUUCCUCCAGCCAUGACCAAGGGCACGGAACCGGCCGAUACCUGGCUGCGAGAAGCAAAAGCCCGCCUUGGACAAGCCCUGCAGAGACUGCAAAUAGCGAAGCAAAAGAAGGGGGAAUUUCAGCGCCAAGCACAACAGCGACAGCAACAAGGAAAUCCUUUAUCGGCAGAUGAGACGGAGGUCUAUAAUAACAAAGUCGCGCAAUGUGAUCGAGCCAUCAACGAAAGUACUUCUUUCAUGAAAAAGUUUAACGAACAACAAGAACAAUUCCGCGCUGCGCAGCCACAGCAUCAAUACUCCAAACAAAGUGCACCAGCUGGCGAGGGGGCUGAGCCUGGUCCAGUACCUCAAAUGCAACCGGGCGUCCAGGGUCCCACGGCGCAUUCGAUUAGUAGUGCUGUUUCUGCCGCACGCAAUCAAGCAAGUGCCGCCCAAGCAGGCAGUCCGCCUGCGAUUGCACCACAAAUGAACCAGACCACCACCACGACCGGCCAGCAAUCCCCUACAAGCACCACCCAACCGCAAUUCCCUCCUUCAGUACAAACGGAUAAUUCCACAGUACCUCGUCCAUUAUCACAGCAGGGUCAAGCCAUGUCUGCGCAGGCUACACCGCAUGGUGCGCCUUCGACCAUUCAUCCUCAUCCUUUGAAUACGAGUAUCAGUAGUGCUAAAUCGGCCGCGCCAACCAUUACCAAAAAUCUGCAAGUCGCAGAACCGAAACCUGUAACGAUGCCAGCUUCGCGACCGACGUUGACAGGUGGCGCAGGAGUUGGACUGCCGGGUCAGCUCGCACAGCCAGCCAUCACAGCAUUACCGGGCUAUGUACUCGAAUCGAGCGAAGAUGGAAGGGUGCUUUCGAAGAAGAAGCUGAACGAAUUGGUUCGAGAAGUGUGCGGUCCAGGUCCAGAGGAGCAACUUGAUCCGGAAGCCGAAGAGAUUUUCCUCGCCGUCGCUGAUGAUUUUGUUGACGACCUCGUCUCACAAGCCUGCAAGUUGGCCAAGCUUCGUGGCUCCUCAAGCCUGGAACUUCGUGAUUUACAAAUCAUUCUCGAACGGCAGUACAAUAUCCGCAUCCCCGGUAUCUCGACUGACGAGGUUCGCACUGUCCGACGACCUCAACCAGCGCCGGGUUGGGCACAUAAGAUGAGCGCAGUGCAAGCUGCGAAAUUGACGGUGGGACAAAGUACCGCAACGGCAGCUGGUGCUGGUGGCAAAGAAGGAUAGACGUUCCUGGGUUUUCCCGCUCGGGAAGUCAGCAUUUGGUGUUUGGCAGGUGGGUGUGCACACGGUAUUGGCACAAGCAUGUCCACAGUUACAUUGGUGUGGGAUGGAGUUACUUCUUCGCCAUAGGUAACAAAAUUCAAGGAAGGGUGAGACCGGUGCAAGCAUGGACAUGGGAUUGUCUCUCAGGCAUGUGGUCGAGCAGGAGUUGAGGGGGCUUAUGAUUUGCAUAGGACAGAGCACUGCAAUAUUCGAGAGAGUGCAGUUAGACAGGCUGACCUUUGUCCCAACAUACUGGGCAGUGCAAAAUGAUAUGAACUAUGUCCACGAAUCCAUCGUGUUACUAAAUUGUAUG
Messenger RNA from Exophiala viscosa, 2448 nucleotides. Its product is annotated as transcription initiation factor TFIID subunit D10. The coding region runs from base 312 to 2096 and encodes 594 amino acids. The record is from RefSeq and is a predicted model, not a curated record. Gene Ontology annotation, cellular component: SLIK (SAGA-like) complex; SAGA complex; transcription factor TFIID complex. Gene Ontology annotation, biological process: DNA-templated transcription initiation; RNA polymerase II preinitiation complex assembly. The transcript has 2 exons. NCBI's taxonomy places the organism in Eukaryota, Fungi, Ascomycota, Eurotiomycetes, Chaetothyriales, Herpotrichiellaceae. Gene Ontology annotation, molecular function: TBP-class protein binding; DNA binding; protein heterodimerization activity.